Molecule: messenger RNA, 1587 nt
Organism: Symbiodinium pilosum
Lineage: Eukaryota; Dinophyceae; Suessiales; Symbiodiniaceae
Source: the annotation of a GenBank genome assembly
AUGCCCUGGGUCAGGAACGCCGCGAAAGUGAGCCCCGCCGAGCUUACGAAGAUCCUCAGCGAGCGCAUCGCCAACUUCAAGGAUCAGGCAGACGUUCAGGAAGUGGGCCGCGUGCUGUCGGUCGGCGAUGGUAUUGCGCGAAUCUACGGCCUCAAGGGGGUGAAGGCCGGAGAGAUGGUGGAAUUCUCCAGCGGCCUCAAGGGAAUGGCCCUCAACUUGGAAACAGACAACGUGGGCGUAGUCGUCUUCGGAGAUGACCGUGCCAUCGUCGAAGGUGACAGUGUGAAGUGCACUGGCACAAUUGUGGAUGUGCCCAUCGGCGAGGAGCUGCUUGGUCGCGUGGUAGAUGCCCUGGGCACGCCCAUUGACGGUGCCGGGCCGAUUCAGACCAAGAGCCGCCGCCGAGUGGAGCUUAAGGCCCCGGGCAUCAUUCCUCGGCAAAGCGUGCACGAGCCCAUGACUGCUGGGCUGAAAUUCACAAGUGCCUUAGCUUUUGUUGGCAGGACCACUGGCCUGAAGGCUGUGGACAGCCUCAUCCCGAUUGGCCGCGGGCAGCGAGAGCUGAUCAUCGGCGACCGCCAGACCGGAAAGACGGCCAUCGCCAUCGACACGAUCCUCAACCAGAAGGCCCAGCCAACUCCGCUGUUCUGCAUCGGCAUGCAACAGCAUGUGUACCAGGCGAUCAACGCCUCGGCUGACAAGACGGCCCACUUGUACUGCAUUUACGUUGCGGUAGGACAGAAGCGAUCCACUGUGGCGCAGCUCUUUGAGAUUCUGCGAAAGAACGAUUGCUUGAAGUACACGACGGUCGUGGCGGCGACGGCCUCUGAUGCCGCGCCUCUGCAAUUCCUGGCACCGUACACGGGCUGCGCAAUGGCAGAAUACUUCCGCGACAACGGCAAGCAUGCUGUCAUCUUCUACGAUGAUCUGUCCAAGCAAGCGGUGGCAUACCGUCAGAUGUCGCUUCUGCUGCGUCGGCCGCCUGGACGUGAGGCCUACCCAGGUGACGUCUUCUAUCUGCAUAGCCGACUCCUGGAGCGAGCUGCCAAGAUGAACGAGGCAGUGAUCUCCAUCACUGACGGGCAGAUCUUCUUGGAGACAGAGCUAUUCUACAAGGGUAUCCGCCCGGCCGUCAACGUCGGUCUUUCUGUCAGCCGCGUGGGCAGUGCCGCCCAGAUUAAGGCGAUGAAGCAGGUGGCGGGCACAUUGAAGCUGGAACUGGCCCAGUACCGUGAGGUUGCCGCCUUCGCGCAGUUCGGCUCUGACCUGGAUGCUGCCACACAGCAUCAGCUGCUGCGAGGCGGCAUUCUGACCGAGCUGCUGAAGCAGAAGCAGUUCGUGCCCAUGACAACCGCCGAGAUCAUCGUGUCUCUGUGGGCAGGAACCCGCGGCUAUCUGGACAAGGUUGCCACAAAGGAGAUCUUGCGAUUCGAGGCCUUGUGGUUGAAGCACUUCAAAGACACCAAGGGCGAUGUGCUGAAGGAGAUCAUGGAGAAGAAGCAGAUCACUCCUGAGAUUGAGGGGGGCAUCAAAUCUGCGAUGGACGAGUUCCUGGGCAUGAAUGAGUUCGAGGGCCGUGCGGCUUAG